CGGCCUUACAGUAGGUUCGGGAUAAAUUAUGCGGUGUGUUUGCGAAAAAACCGGUUUCAAGGUCGUGUGCGAUUUUUUUCGUGCCAGGUUAUAAUCAGGAAGUACGAUCGCAUCUAUUCGAUGGUUGCGCUUUCAGUAAAUUUAGGAGCUUUUCAAAAUGAGUGCCGCGCAGCAAUAUUGUUUGCGUUGGAACAAUCAUCGUUCAAAUUUAUUAACAGUGUUUGACGAACUUCUGCAAAAUGAAGCCUUUACGGACGUAACUUUGGCAUGUGAAGGAGGUGGCCCUAUUAAGUGUCAUAGGAUGGUUUUGGCAGCAUGUUCUCCUUAUUUUCAAAAUAUAUUUACCGAUUUGCCUUGCAAACACCCUGUAGUGGUGUUAAAAGACGUUAAGUAUUGUGAAAUUAAAGCCAUAUUAGAGUACAUGUACAGAGGAGAAGUAAAUGUUGCUCAGGAUCAGUUAGCUGCUUUACUUAAGGUGGCUGAAGCCCUUAAAGUAAAAGGUCUCGUAGAAGAAAAUAGGAAUAGAGACAGAGAGGAUGAUCACUUAGAACAUUCACCUUCUAUAACCACAUCCAAUUCUGUUAUGCAAAAUGCAGUUCACAGUAGCAGUAAUAACUCGCCUCCCCAUUCGACUAAUUCGAUCUACAAGAAUCCAUACAGUAUAUACAGCAACAAAUCCAACUCUGAACAUUCUCCUAGAAUGCCCAAUAUUCCUCUUUGGGCUGUACCCGGACUACCAUUACCUCCCCAUUCAUCCUCAGUACCUUCUUCGAGCCAUCCUCACGCUGCAACUGCAGCUGCUGCCAUGCUGAGCGGUUGCUAUGAAGUAGCUUCUUCUGAUAUGUCACCUUUAAAAAGAAAGAAGCUUUCAAGUUUACUGAUGAACAGAGACACCCCCAUACUUAGAACGGUUUUGGGUCAGGGAAACGCUGAUUCCUCUCAACCUGUUAGCUUGGUUUGCCAUCCUGAUAGCAACGAACACCAUACUAACGGCAAUGAUGACCGUGAAAGAAUUAAGCACAUGAAAAAUGAACCAUCUGAAGAUGCUCAAUCGCCUUACACCGAUUUUACUCAUAUGAGUGAAGAAGAAGAAAAAUCCAAACUUGCAGUUCCGUCAUCCUCGCCACAGUCAUUUACACAUGAAAUGAGAGGAGUUUCUACUGGUAUUGCAACAUACGUGCCCACGCAAAAACCAGAAUGGAAGAGAUACAAACAAUAUACGAGAAACGAUAUAAUGUCUGCAAUUGAAGCAGUACGCAAUGGAAUGUCCGCCUUACAAGCUGCGAGAAAGUAUGGUGUUCCUUCAAGAACUCUGUAUGAUAAGGUUAAGAAGCUGGGCAUAACUACUAGUAGACCUUUCAAAAGGGGUUCCAAUGGAAGUUCAGCAUGUUUCCCGUAUAGUACUGGCUCUCCUUAUGGUGGACACAUGUCCGAAAGCGAUGAGGGAAUGAUGAACAACAACUCUGCCUUGUUGGAAGCUAGUACUUUCUUGCAACACGCUUUAGAUUCUAGAGGCGGAGACGAAAGAGAAGCGUUAGCUGCAAUGGCUGCUGCGGCUGCUGCCCAUGCUGUAGCAUCAGGAAACUCUACAAGUCCGAAUAAUUACGGAAGAGCUCGAUCUCCAAGUCCUAGUCCAACUAUGAUGAAGUAUCGUCAAAGUAGUUUGACGCCAUCCCCGGCACCAGGGAGCGAUCAUCAUCACAGCGAAACUAACGGAAGCUCCGAAAGAGAUCACGAAGAAGAUGAUCAGGUGGAAGAUCUUUCAACAAAAAGAAAACAAGAAACAAGGGUAAUAAUGCCCCCUAUAAACCAAGUAUCAGCUAUAAUUAAAAAAGAAGAGAUGCUUAUGGAAAUCAUUAAAGAUGAAGCGCGGCGAGAGGUAAGCCUAGAGGAGGCCGAUUAAAUAUAUAAUUAAUUUAAAGUAAUUCAAAUGAACUGCUGACAUAGUUUUAAUACCGGUGUUAAGUUUUAUCCUAUAUAUUUUAUAUUUUACAUUGAAAUUCGAAUGCAUCUUGACUGAUCAGUGCAAUAUCUAAACUGUGGUCCUUCACCCACCCGUACUCAAACAUAGUUUUAAGGUUUUUAUAGUUUUUAAGAUGACCAUUUUCGAGUGCCUAUCAAUUAUGUACAUAAACAAAAGCGUCUAUUUCUUUUUAAUAAAUCAACAUUUUCCCAAUUUUUUUAUCCACAGAUUAAUUAACACAUUUAAUUAAGUAAUGUUCAACUUUUUAAUUUUAAUUAAGUACAUAUGAAAAACGCGUUUAUUGUAUAAAUGACCAAGCUCACAGUAGUUUGCUACAAGUUCCUUAUGCGCAAGG
Molecule: messenger RNA, 2318 nt
Organism: Brassicogethes aeneus
Lineage: Eukaryota; Metazoa; Arthropoda; Insecta; Coleoptera; Nitidulidae
Source: the annotation of a GenBank genome assembly